This is a messenger RNA of Asterias rubens (European starfish), 1084 nucleotides long. RefSeq lists its product as uncharacterized. Lineage: Eukaryota; Metazoa; Echinodermata; Asteroidea; Forcipulatida; Asteriidae. The record is from RefSeq and is a predicted model, not a curated record. Gene Ontology annotation, cellular component: membrane. Bases 1 to 885 code for a protein of 294 amino acids. The transcript has 6 exons.
AUGCAGGUAACCCCAGGCCAAGUCGCCGGUUCACCGGCCGCCUUUCCUCCCACCCAGCAGCAUGGUGCGUACCAACAACCCGGAUUCGCCGUUAGUGCAUCAGGCCAUCAGCAACAGCCGCCAUCUUUGAUGACUUCACCACCACCGCGUCGUGACUACUCUCGGCAAAUGAUUACUCUAAACUCGAUACAGAUUGCGAAUACUGUGCUGAAUGUUAGCUUCGGCAUCGCUGAGAUCUUUUUGAGGAGUCUCAUAGCUUACAUCGGUGUUUUAAUAUGGGCCCCUCUUUGCUUUUACCUGCCAGCUGGAAUACUCGGAUUGUUGUCUGGGAAGAUUCAGUCUCAACGAAGAUGUUUGGCCGUUGGAUGCCUGGUCAUGUGUAUCUUGGCCGCCAUUAGUGCCUUUGCAGUCCUCAUUGUGGAAUGCGUCCAAGCAGCUGUAGGAUACAGAGACUUCUAUUCUUGUGACCAUAACUACGGUUAUGAUCAAUAUUACUGCACUAAGGGGAUGACGGCUGCACGCCGUACAGUUUCCAGCCUCUCCGCCUUGGUCGCCCUGCUUGAGUUGGUGGUGUCCAUAGUCACAUCUGCCUACUGCUGCUUGGUAAUCGGCACCGGAACGCAGGCCAAACCAAUGACAGUGGUUUAUACUACUACAACGACAGCUACGCCGAUGGGGGCAUACAACAUCAGCCCACAGCUACCAGCUACGCCAAUGGGCGCUUACAAUGUCAGCCCACAUCCACAAUUCGAAGCUCCCCCACAAAAUCAGUUUACUCCUUACCCUGGAGUCAUGCCCGCCGCUGGGGGCGCUGCAGGUGGAGACAACACAGUUCAGCUACCACCACCGAGCUACAGCCAAACUGACCUUCCAAACAAGAACUAAAGUCGCCGCCCAACUUCGAAUGUCUCUUGGAAUCAAAGAGUUUGCUUUACAAUUCAUUUGCCCUUUUUUUUAGUCAUUAGUCGUUUUCUUUCUUUUUUGAAGUGAAAAAAAGGCUUGUCCUCUGAGUUGUGACAGAAGUUAAAGACACUGGACACUAUUGGUAAUUGUCAAUGACUAGCCUUCACAGUUGGUGUAUCUC